This is a messenger RNA of Galdieria sulphuraria, 1858 nucleotides long. RefSeq names its product bifunctional enzyme involved in thiolation and methylation of tRNA. Bases 37 to 1821 code for a protein of 594 amino acids. Gene Ontology annotation, molecular function: 4 iron, 4 sulfur cluster binding; tRNA-2-methylthio-N(6)-dimethylallyladenosine(37) synthase activity. NCBI's taxonomy places the organism in Eukaryota, Rhodophyta, Bangiophyceae, Galdieriales, Galdieriaceae. The record is from RefSeq and is a predicted model, not a curated record. Gene Ontology annotation, cellular component: cytosol; mitochondrion. Gene Ontology annotation, biological process: negative regulation of cyclin-dependent protein serine/threonine kinase activity; tRNA modification. The transcript has 2 exons.
CUUAGACGGAGAAAUAAUGGGACUCUGUGAUUGACGAUGGUUAUGCUCCGUAAUGUUUUGCCUUCGCAUAUAUUGCUGCAAGCAAAGGGAGAUAUCCGAUACCGUAUAAGAUAUAACUCUUUUGGUGCUUGUAGUGAAUUAUCCGCAUAUAGUUUCGGUCGGAGACCACUUUGUUCAGUUUCUAAACAAACAGGAGAAAAAUCGAUUCAGAACGCCAAGAGGAGGAUCCUCCCUAACGACGGUUAUACUCUACAAGACUUUGUGGCAGCGUCCCAAGUUCGUCAAGUCGGCAUUGCUUCAGCUUCCGGGGAGCUUAGAAAAGUUCAGUCUAAAGUAAAGAUUGGUUGGAAAGGACACCUUGGAGAUGUGAGGUCCACUCCUUAUGAAGAGCUUGGCACCUGCGACAAGGUAUAUAUGGAGACAUAUGGUUGUCAGAUGAAUGUUUCCGAUACGGACGUCGUUCAAGAGAUCCUCUCAAAGGCAGGUUUUGAGUUGACUGCUUCUUUGAAUGAUGCUACCAUAGUUCUGUUGAAUACUUGUGCGAUACGGGACAAGGCAGAGAGGAAAAUAUGGCACCGUUUGGAUGCUUUGAGACAAAAGCAAACUGAGGAGACUAAGAAACGAAUUGUUGGAGUUUUAGGUUGUAUGGCAGAGAGACUGAAGGAAAAGCUGUUGGAAGGAGAGCCAAGGCUGGCUGAUAUCGUUGUAGGACCUGAUAGUUAUAGAGACUUGCCAUACUUGUUAGCAGCAGUUUCUUCUGGAGAAAAUGAUGCAGCAGCCUACAAUGUACAAUUAUCUAUGGACGAAACUUAUGCUGAUAUAUCUCCUGUACGCCUCAAUGAACAAGGAAUAUCAGCUUUUAUAAGUGUCAUGCGAGGUUGCGAUAAUUUCUGUACUUUUUGUGUAGUUCCCUAUACUCGAGGAAAGGAAAGAAGUAGACCUGUGGAUACUAUUGUUUCACAUGUGCAACGGUUAUCGGAUAAUGGCUUUAAGGAAGUAGUGUUACUGGGACAGAAUGUCAAUUCUUAUAACGAUAUUUCCUCAGGGAAGACAGAUUCCCAUAUUGUUUAUAGUUCCGGAUUCAGUUCAGUUUAUAAGCCCAAGAAAAAGGGUAUAUCUUUCGCAGAACUGAUACGACGAGUCUGUGAAGUGAAUCCGAACAUGCGCGUUCGAUUCACCUCACCUCAUCCCAAAGACUUUCCAGAGGAGUUAUUAGAUUUGUACAAUGAAUAUCCCAAUUUGUGUCGUCAUAUCCAUCUUCCCGUACAAAGCGGAAGUUCAAAUAUUCUAAAGAAAAUGCGUAGAGGAUAUACAAAGGAAACUUAUCUUGCACUUGUGAAUCAUAUCAAGGAAAGGAUUCCAAACGUUUCGUUCAGUAGUGAUUUGAUUGUAGGUUUCUGUGGAGAAACAGAGUUUGACCAUCAGGAGACACUUGAUCUUUUGACAAAAGUGAAAUAUUCUCAAGCUUUUACUUUUGCAUAUUCAGAGCGCUCUAAUACUUUUGCUGCCAGACAUCUUGUUGAUGAUGUGCCUGCAGAUACUAAAGGGAGGAGGCUACAAGAAGUUAUUCAACUCUUUCGAGAAAUUGCUGAUAGAGAAAGUAUUCAACAUGAGAUGAAUUCAUUGAAGUUAGUAUUAGUGAAUGAAAUGGAAAUGAAGGAUGAUCAAGAGUACUGGGAUUUAUUCGUGCAUUCGAAACGCUUUAUCUGGAAUUACGAACGAGUUGGUUUCUAUUCAGAAAGGCGAUUACAUAGUCGUACGAGUUUGUCAACCAGGUGUACAGCGUCUUUACACAAAGCCAAUUGCUCGUUCAUCCAUUGAAGAGUUUCGGAAAAUCGAAGGAAACGUCAUGACAAAG